This is a messenger RNA of Pogonomyrmex barbatus (red harvester ant), 1304 nucleotides long. RefSeq names its product transmembrane protein 231-like. Gene Ontology annotation, biological process: cilium assembly; regulation of protein localization. Lineage: Eukaryota; Metazoa; Arthropoda; Insecta; Hymenoptera; Formicidae. Gene Ontology annotation, cellular component: ciliary membrane; ciliary transition zone. The record is from RefSeq and is a predicted model, not a curated record.
UGCGCUGAAAGUUAUAAUCUUUUCUUUCUGAAGAAAGAAGUUUAAUUUAUUGAGAUUUAUCGUUAUAGAACAUCAAACUAAUUUCGAUUUUUAGAAAUCUAAAUCAUUAGAUUUGCAGAUUAUUAAAGUUUUAAUUUUGUUAUAAUGGGACAUUUGUAUCAAGCUUUCAGUAAUAUUGUGAUAAUGAUUAAAAUGCAAAUGAUGAUCUAAAGAAACGCAGAGAUAUUUUAUUUUUAGGAAUGCUUUUUUUUCAAGCCACGUUUUCUAGAAGGAAAAAUGCAAUGAGAACCUAAUCUCCACAUGUAAUGACAGUUGUGUCUACACACUUUCGCAUCUACGGACGUUGCCGCGGUGACGAAUGUGGCAUCACAAUGGCAGCGAUCGAGAUAUUUUCAAGCUCUGUCACUUACAAGUACAAAAGUAGAAUACAUUCUUGCGCCUCGAUUGUUGUAUUCCUGUUCAUUGUAUUAUCCUUAAUCACGCCACUUUUUAUAAUCUAUAAUGCGGGAGGCAUCUGGAUGAAAAAUCGGAUGCAUGCAGAAAUGCCAGAUGUGCACUUUAUAUACAAGUAUCUGUUACUCGCAGAAAUCGAUUCUUUCAAGGAACCCAUCGUGUGUUCCACUUUCACAACAUACAAAGAAAACGAUAUCAAAGAUCAAUGUCCAAUAAUCAAGGUACGGGAGAAUGAUAUAAACGCUGAUGGGCAAAAGGAUUCCUUGAGAUUCGAAGCGCACUUUUACACGGACAAACCGGUGAAAUCCCUGCGGCUUCUAUUGUUUUUCAAUUUUCAAUUGAAGCAUCUCAUUCAAGCGACAAUAGAAUCGAUCGGAGUAUUCGAUCAGAUAUUAAAUCAAGAUGUUCAAGAAAUACGAUUCUUCGGUGAUCUCGAACUACGGCAAAAGGGAAUUUUACGCAGCGAAGGUCUUUACGAAAUUUACAAUCAUAGCAUAGAGCUGUCCGAUUAUUCUCUACCUGAUCUGCUUUUGUACAGUUUCAAUCGGAAAUUUUCCGCCAGAAUUACGAAUGAGCGGGUAACAUGGAAAACAGGCUUUUCUAGCGACGAGCCAGUGGUCGUCAUUGGCGAAUUAUUUUAUGCCGAGAAUUUUAUUUAUUAUCAACCGAGUGUGUGGGAAGAAUUGAAAUGGGCAUGGGUUCAAUAUCUAUCAUGUCUCCUGGUGUUCGCGUAUGUGGCUAAGCACAUUCUGGUGUUUCUGUUCACCAACAGAUAUCUGAACACGUAUAUUGUAAGACCGUGGACGAAAAUAUAAACGGAGAAUAAUAAAUAAGAGAAUAAAUUUAAUUGG